AAAAGCUUUUUUGUCCAGGAGCACCGAUGCUGCAACGACGAGCAGGGGCUAUUGCGCGUGAUCUUACCCGCACGUCUUCUCCGCGAAGCUACUCACAAAUUAUACCGCAAUAUCAUCCAAAAGUCAGAGCUAUUCCAUUCGCGUUUUCAAAGGAGGCUGCUAUCAGACACGUUGGUGUAGCUGCUUCCGCAGGUUGCUUCUUCCGCGAUUUCGUUGGGUCGCUCGGUGCAAAGUAUAUAGGUGGAAACUUUCAGCCAAUUCAACCCAUCCGCAUCCAACCUGUCUAUUUUCCUGCUUGGUUCUUGGAUGCAGAAGUCGAGUCAUACUUGACUGAUGAAGAUGAUGAACGGCAGCGAAUCGUGACCGCGUAUUUCAACGACUGUUACUUACCAGGCGCUACAUUUGGCCUACUUGGGAGGCUUGCUCUCCGAAAUGACCAAGUAGAACCUGCCUUGGCCGUUCCAUUUUCUCAGAGCCUCACACAUCAACACGGUUCUGAUGUUAUAUGCAUGCCUUACACUAUCAGUCCACUCGACGUUAUUAGCAGUACACGGUCCUCGUCCUUCACUCAUGCUACUAGUGAUGAAGAUGCGCGUUUUGAGCCACGCUUCAUAAAAACCAAUAUAGAAGCUGCCUACCCAGUCCUAAUACCGCUUUAUCUGGUUCAAUUUCCAAUGGUCCAACCAUUUGAGUCCACGUUCGUCAUAGAAGCACACAGUCGACCCGGUCGGUUUUUCAUUCAAGUUUCCAAUGCUCCCGAACUACCAGAAGAACAACGAUUUGACUUGGAAAAAUAUAUUGGUUAUGACUACUUGUUUUUAGGCGAUACUCCAUCAUCUCAUGCGCAGACUCGCGUCUUCGCUCCAAAGUAUGACAGAAACGCAUCUGAAAAUGUUGCAUCGUGGUUCGACGGGCUAUUUAGCGAGCCUGGUGGUGCAGAGAAGCUGAUACACCCGAAGGGAGCAGUAGGUGUUAACGUGCAUAUGGAUGACCCCAGGGUACGCGAGUGGACUCCUGAAGAGGUCAACUCGAUUCGGGAGUGGAUGAAUCAGGGGCAAGCUAUUGUCCAAUUGAAAGAUGUGGUCAAGAAUCUUACUUCUAUUGAGAACCAGAUGCAAAGUGGGUCUGUGAAGGUGAUUCAAUGGCCGUCUUCAGAUCCCAAGCAGGGAUCACAAAAUGCCCCUGCUUUCUUGGAGGCUUUCAUCAAGGCGGAGCUCGACAAGCUCCAAAAGCUGGAGAAGUCCCGUGCCGACACAGCGCCGGAGUGGUGGCGACGAAGAGAAGAGAAACAAACGCUAAAGAAGUGAACAUAGUACUCCAGUAUUUUGUUGAUAUUCACCCUCAGCGUAUCAGUUUUUGAAUCUUCAUGGAAUCGUGGAUUACGGAGAAGCCAGGGCCCCAAGCACUCGCGCAGGAAUCGCGCUAGACCUCGCCUAUACACUAUUUGCCAAUGAAUCUGCUUAUUUUACUAUCA
Suillus discolor is the source of this 1474-nucleotide messenger RNA. RefSeq lists its product as uncharacterized. The transcript is spliced from 8 exons. Lineage: Eukaryota; Fungi; Basidiomycota; Agaricomycetes; Boletales; Suillaceae. Bases 27 to 1307 code for a protein of 426 amino acids. The record is from RefSeq and is a predicted model, not a curated record.